Molecule: messenger RNA, 1344 nt
Organism: Trichoderma asperellum CBS 433.97
Lineage: Eukaryota; Fungi; Ascomycota; Sordariomycetes; Hypocreales; Hypocreaceae
Source: RefSeq, a predicted model, not a curated record
AUGGACAUGUUCAACUUCACAACCGCAGCCUCGUCUUCGGCAAUACCUUCAUAUGCCCCGGUGGCCAGCAGCAGUGCCGCCAACAACGGCCGCAACUUGGGCGACAUGACCUUCUCCCAGCUAGCGUCGCAAUAUGGCAAUCGCAAUCAUCCCCUGCAGUCUCAUGAGUCCAAAAGGAUAAAGGUCGAGUCGCCGCACUCAGCCUUGGACUCUAUCGACUCAUGGCUCCAGUUUGACGAGGAGGCCGAUAAGUUCGGUAGCUUUGAGAUUGACUUUUCCAAGCAGUACAACCCGGCUAACCAGCCAAGGCCUGCCACAAAUAUGACACCUGGUCUGGGCAGUGGGCUGUAUGCCAAUCCCACCCAGCAGUUCAGAGAAGAAGACUUCCUCGAUGAUAGCGCCUUUGACCAUUCUCUGUCCGAGGAUGACGACUUAUUUGAUACGAUGAAUCUCAAUGACCAGCUGCCCAAGAUUGAGACGCAGCCCUCGACCGAAGCCCAGUCAUCCCGGAGCCUGUACUCGACGCCAUCAAUGGGCUGGGAGAAGCCCCAAACGGGCAUUAACCCGGGCGCUGUUUCGAUGGCGGAAGAGAUCCCGAGACGCAUGGGCAGCGAUGCCUGGGACGCCAUUCCCCAAGCUGCUGCCAACUUUAACCUCACUCUAGACGAGCGCCGCCGGCUUCUCGAAAUUGCCAUGGGCUCCAGCCGGAUGUCAGCCUUUAUCUCUCCCAAUCGAUUCAACACGGGAUACGGCGGUUCUUCAAUGCAGCCCAGCAUGGGCCAGGAUUUCGGCGGCUUUAGCUUUGGCCCGAAACAGGGGAUGAGCCACGUGGGAAUGUUCCAGAGAAACAAUUCUACCGACACCACUGCCUCUGGAAUCUCCCAGCCGAACCGUGAACUGAGACACAAGCACUCCAAGCACGAGACGCCGCCCAAGAUGGUGCCCGCGAAACGGCCAAGCACGCAUUCGGAAAGCAGCAGCGUGAGCAAAGAAAAGGCAAAGUCUGCUGAUCGCAUUGCGCAUAACGACGUUGAGCGGAAAUAUCGGACCAAUCUCAAGGACAAAAUCACUGAGCUGCGCAAUGCGGUGCCAGCACUGCACCAGGUAGCUGAAGGAGAGCCAGAUAGCGCACAAGGCAUUGCCAAAGUCAGCAAGGGCACCGUACUCACAAAGGCAACGGAAUACAUCCACCAACUAGAACAACGCAAUAAAGACAUCAUGUCGGAGCAUAAGCAGCUCGCACGGAGGCUCCAAGCAUUCGAAGCACUCCUCAACGAUUCGAUGAGAGUCGACAUCAUGCCCAGUCAUAGCAUGGCACUCUUUGACCCAAGAGGAUUCUGUUGA